AAAUUUUUUAAAUUUACGUUUAUUAUAAAUAGAUUCUUUAAAUUUUACUGAUAAUCUGAAUAUUACACAUUAGAAUGAAAUUAAUCUCGAAAAACUCUCAAAAACCCCAACUCCAAUAAUCUUGCUUAUUACUUGCACGUUUUCGAAAAACUCUUGCAUUGUAUACAUUGCAUCUCUCUCUCUCUCUCUCUCUCUCUCUCUCUCUCUCUCUCUCUCUCUCUCUCUCUCUCUCUCUCUCUCUAUCAUCGUCUUCGUCUUAAGGAGAUGGCAGCAUCAUUGGCAUGCUUUGUUGGGAGUGGUUUAUCUACACAGAGUAAUAAAAUAACUCUUGGCAAGGACGUAAAUCGAAGACAUCCCGUAUUUUCUCGGAGACAUUCAUCAUUGAGGAGGACAUCAAAAUCUAUCUUAGUAAAAGUAUCAUUUGAUCAAAGGGAACAUGAAGGGAGAAGAGGAUUUCUGAAAUUGUUAAAUGUGACAGUUGGCUUACCGGCAUUAUUAGGAAGCGCAAAAGCUUAUGCUAUUGACAAAGGGGUUUCCUCCUACAAAAUGACUUAUUCUAGGUUUCUUGAGUAUCUGGAAAAGGACCAGGUUAAAAAAGUUGAUCUGUUUGACAAUGGAACUAUAGCUAUUGCAGAGGCUGUUUCUCCCGAGUUAGGUAAUAGGGUGCUGCGAGUGCGAGUUCAACUUCCUGGACUUAGCCAAGAACUCUUUAAAAAAUUUAGGGAAAAGAACAUCGACUUUGCAGCUCAUAAUGCACAAGAAGAGUCAGAUUCUUUCUUUGCAAACCUGAUGGGAAAUCUGGCUUUCCCUCUAAUUGUGAUCGUAGGAUUGUUCCUUCUCUCACGACGGUCAUCUGGAGGGUCGGGAGGUCCCGGCGGGUCUGGCUUUCCUUUUUCUUUUGGUCAAUCAGAAGCCAAAUUUCAAAUGGAACCAAAUACUGGAGUGACAUUUGAUGAUGUUGCUGGGAUAGAUGAAGCCAAACAGGAUUUUAUGGAGGUAGUCGAAUUUCUGAAAAAGCCUGAGAGGUUCACUGCUAUCGGGGCUUGUAUACCAAAAGGGGUUCUUCUCUUUGGUCCCCCGGGGACUGGUAAGACGCUAUUAGCCAAGGCUAUUGCGGGUGAAGCAGGUGUCCCGUUUUUCUCAAUCUCAGGUUCUGAGUUUGUUGAGAUGUUUGUUGGUGUUGGUGCUUCUCGAGUUCGUGAUAUAUUCAAGAAGGCCAAAGAAAACGCUCCUUGUAUUGUUUUUGUUGAUGAAAUUGAUGCUGUGGGAGGACAACGAGGCACUGGAAUUGGUGAAGAGAAUGAUGAAAGGGAACAGACCCUCAACCAACUUUUGACAGAAAUGGAUGGAUUUGAGGGUAAUACCGGGAUCAUUGUCAUUGCAGCAACCAAUAGGGCUGACAUUCUUGACUCUGCUUUAUUGAGACCGGGGCGGUUUGAUAGACAGGUAUCAGUUGACGUUCCGGACAUUCGGGGAAGGACUGAAAUACUAAAGGUUCAUGGUAGUAAUAAAAAAUUUGAUGCUGAUGUUUCUCUUGAGGUAGUUGCAAUGAGAACACCUGGCUUUAGUGGAGCUGAUCUUGCAAACCUCUUGAAUGAAGCUGCUAUAUUAGCUGGUCGGCGUGGAAAGGUGGAAAUUUCAUCAAAAGAGAUGGAUGAUUCUAUCGAUAGGAUUGUAGCUGGAAUGGAAGGAACAGUGAUGACAGACGGGAAGAGCAAAAAUUUAGUGGCAUAUCAUGAAGUUGGGCAUGCCAUUUGUGGAACUUUGACUCCUGGUCAUGAUCCUGUACAAAAGGUAACCCUAGUUCCACGUGGGCAAGCUCGGGGUCUUACUUGGUUCAUUCCUUCUGAAGACCCAACUCUAAUCUCCAAACAACAGCUCUUUGCAAGAAUUGUUGGGGGACUCGGCGGCAGAGCAGCUGAGGAAAUUAUUUUUGGUGAGCCUGAGGUUACAACUGGAGCAGCUGGUGAUUUGCAGCAAAUAACCAGUUUGGCUAAACAGAUGGUAGUGACAUUCGGAAUGUCUGAUAUUGGUCCUUGGUCACUUAUGGACGGUUCAGCUCAAAAUGGAGAUGUCAUAAUGAGAAUGAUGGCAAGAAAUUUAAUGUCCGAAAAACUUGCUGAAGACAUUGAUUCUGCUAUCAAGAGGAUCUCAGAUGAAGCAUAUGAAAUUUCAUUGAAGCAUAUCAGAAACAACCGUGGGGCCAUCGAUAAGAUUGUGGAAGUCCUACUGGAGAAGGAGACAAUUACCGGAGACGAAUUCAGAGCUCUCCUUUCAGAGUUUGUUGAAAUUCCACCUGAAAAUGCGGUCUCUCCUUCAACUUCCUCACUAGUUGCUGUUUGAGUUGCUAUAUAUCAUUGCAAUCUAAUGUACCCCUCCAAGUACUCAAUUAACCCACUUGGGUUGGCUCGGGACCUAGGAGUGUGCUCCUCCUUAAGGUUUUAUGUUCGAUUCUCUCUGUUGCCAAUUUGGGUGGACUAAUUUAGCUUCUUACAAAAAAUAAUUUAGUACUCAAUUUUCUGAAAUUGUAAAUAUUUGCAAUAUACCCUUUAGUCCAAGUUAUUUUGUGUUGACAAAAGAAAAAAUUUUCCUUCAAAUUGUUAGUUAGGACAUGAUGUAACUUACAUGAACAGUAGUA
This is a messenger RNA of Trifolium pratense (red clover), 2638 nucleotides long. Its product is annotated as ATP-dependent zinc metalloprotease FTSH 2, chloroplastic-like. Gene Ontology annotation, biological process: proteolysis. NCBI's taxonomy places the organism in Eukaryota, Viridiplantae, Streptophyta, Magnoliopsida, Fabales, Fabaceae. Gene Ontology annotation, molecular function: ATP binding; metalloendopeptidase activity; ATP-dependent peptidase activity. The coding region runs from base 265 to 2343 and encodes 692 amino acids. The transcript has 5 exons. Gene Ontology annotation, cellular component: membrane; chloroplast thylakoid. The record is from RefSeq and is a predicted model, not a curated record.